This is a messenger RNA of Coccidioides immitis RS, 1064 nucleotides long. Its product is annotated as peroxisomal matrix protein. Gene Ontology annotation, cellular component: mitochondrion; peroxisome; cytoplasm. The transcript has 5 exons. NCBI's taxonomy places the organism in Eukaryota, Fungi, Ascomycota, Eurotiomycetes, Onygenales, Onygenaceae. The record is from RefSeq and is a predicted model, not a curated record. Gene Ontology annotation, molecular function: thioredoxin peroxidase activity. Gene Ontology annotation, biological process: cell redox homeostasis; cellular response to oxidative stress; hydrogen peroxide catabolic process. Bases 408 to 908 code for a protein of 166 amino acids.
CAAGAGUUGUAUCAUACCCUUGCAUGCUUUCCAAGCCAUUGCGGUUGUUUUGCAUAGAUACAUUGGGCCCCGGUCCAGGCAGAUCUCUGGGUUGUUUCGGCAUCAAAGAGGGGCAUUUCCUAGUUAACUUCCCGCCAGGGUCAAUGUCUUGAGACUUCACCGCAGCUUGCUUAGAACGCGUAUUUAUUGCCGCAAACACCCCCCCUUCACUCUCCUCCGAAAUGAAUUCCACCAGACUCUCUUCUCUCCUUGCUCUCUCCCACCGCUCUAUAACCUCAUCAGUCCACAGCUGUGGCCGGUCUGCCAACGCUCGAUUCACCACCAGCCUCCCUUUCUCCCAGCGACAGCUUCCCCGCAGCUAUCCGACCCACUGUAGACACCUAACCUCACCUCGCUACUACGCAACAAUGGCCUCUCUCAAAGCUGGAGACAGCUUCCCUUCUGACGUUGUCUUCUCUUACAUUCCAUGGACACCUGACAAUAAAGACAUCAAAGCGUGUGGCAUGCCACAAAACUACGAGGCUUCCAAGCUCUGGGCUGACAAGAAGGUCGUCCUCUUCUCUCUUCCCGGUGCCUUUACUCCUACCUGCUCCGCCAGCCAUCUCCCCGGAUACAUCCAGAAGCUUCCUCAAUUGAAGGAAAAGGGCGUUGACGUCGUUGCUGUCCUCGCAUUCAACGAUGCCUGGGUCAUGAGCGCCUGGGGCAAGGCCAAUGGCGUUACCGGAGAUGAUAUCCUCUUCCUCAGCGACCCGGAAGCUAAGUUCUCAAAGAGCAUUGGCUGGAACGCCGGCGAGCGAACUGGCCGAUAUGCUAUUAUUAUCGAUCAUGGAAAGGUUACUUAUGCUGAAAUAGAGCCUGGUCGUGAAGUUACCGUCUCGGGCGCUGACGCCGUCUUUUCCAAGUUGUAAAUGAUGAACAAACCGAUGAGAAACCCGAAAAACAUUAUCUUAUGGAGAAUCAAGGGAAACGGCCAAAGUGUUGUAACUAUUAGCUAGAUCACCAAAACAGUUGUAUCAAUACAGACUAGAAAGACACAAUACAAUUUGGUUGCUUGCACAACAAUA